AUGGAGGCCGAGAAGCCCAAUGCCGUGAUCGGUUCGGCUUCCGCUGAAGCCAACGAAGCGGCCGAGCUGUUCAACAAGCAGGUGGAUCAACAGAAGCUGGCGGCGAUGGCAGCCCGCGUCGCGCAGCUGCAAGACGAAGACGCGGAGCUGCGUGCGAGGCACGACAAGCGCGAGCAGGAGACGCACGAGUUCGUGGCCUACUUCCAGAAGGAGAUCCAGACCCGAGACAAACAGCUCACCAAGCUUGGCGAAGAGCUCGCAGCGGCGCGAUUGAGUCAUGCUCUCGCACUUGAGCAGAUGCAGCAGGCGCGAGAUUCCGAGCGCCAGCACCUCACGCAGCAAGCGGUUGCCAAGGAGGAAGCUGCGUCCGAGCAGAUAUUUUACUUGCGCGAGGAGCUGCAUCAGCUCGAACUGUUCCGCGAGAUGAAGGACAGCAUCGCCACUAAGUUGAAGGACCUCGAGACGCAGCUAACGCUGGAGCGAGAGCAGGCACGUGAGACGUCCGGCGCGCUUGAACGAAAGUUCCUGGAGGAGAAGGCGCGUCUGCAAAAGGAGCACGAGAAGAAGAUCGAGGUCGUCAAGCAGCAGGCCAAGGAGGACGCGCGCAACGGGCUCGACGCAGACACUCGCAAGAUCGUGACGGACAACAAGCGCAUGGGCGAGGAGCUGCGCUUCCAGCUGCAGAUGACGGAGGAGCUGCAGCGCGAGAAGCAGCAGUUCGAGGCCCGGGCCAAGACGCUCAACAUCGAGCUGCAGCUCCAGAUUCAGAAGGAGGCCGAGUUCGCCAAACAGGCCCAGCGACAAGCUCGAGAGCUCACUCAACUGCGUGCCAGUCUGCGUGAAGCCGAGCAGAAGCUUGGUGCGGGUCUCGCUGCUGCGUCUUGGGAUGCUCACGCACAUGCCACUCGCCAUGAGCGCGAGCGCGAGGAGUUGACGCUGGACGUGGAAGGCUUACGGAAGUUGCUGCGACUCAAGAACCGCGAGCUGCGAAACCUGAGGCGACUAGCGCAAACGAUUCUGAACCAGCGCACGGACGUCGAGCAGUUCUUCCUGGACUCACUCGAGCACGUAAAGCGCGAGGUCGAACGCGAGCGCAAGGAGAAACACGACCGCGAGGUCGAGCACUACCAUCGCGAGAUGAAUUGUGCGCAAGGUAUCAAGCCCAGUCUACGGUUCCCAAAGCUGACUUCGCCCAACAGCCCUGCACCACGACGAGACUCGGCACCUCCUGGCCCACCGCAGCAUUUUACUGAGAAGGUGGACUUACGGCAGCUCAGCUGGGAGGACCGUGAACGGGUCCUCCGUCUCGUGUUUGCCAAAAUCAACCGGUCGCAGAGCUAUGUGGACAUGCAGGAUAGUCCGCCAGAAACCAUCGAGACACCGCCGAAACACGCGAGGAGCCCGAAUCAAAGGGAAAAGCACCGCUCACCAGCCGUUUACUUCGCCACGGAGCCACACUCCGAACGGAGCGAACGAGGGACGGCUGGUGGUUACUCACUGGGCGAAGACUCGCUGAGUAUGUCAUUGAGUGGAAUGCCCCUCGCCCCACGAGCGCCAGCCAGAACGAACACAAGUAAAGGUAGAUAA
Messenger RNA from Phytophthora sojae, 1587 nucleotides. RefSeq lists its product as hypothetical. NCBI's taxonomy places the organism in Eukaryota, Oomycota, Peronosporomycetes, Peronosporales, Peronosporaceae. The transcript has a single exon. The coding region runs from base 1 to 1587 and encodes 528 amino acids. The record is from RefSeq and is a predicted model, not a curated record.